Molecule: messenger RNA, 1657 nt
Organism: Alosa alosa (allis shad)
Lineage: Eukaryota; Metazoa; Chordata; Actinopteri; Clupeiformes; Clupeidae
Gene: ube2ib
Product: ubiquitin-conjugating enzyme E2Ib
Exons: 7
Coding region: 233-709 (158 amino acids)
Biological process (GO): protein sumoylation
Cellular component (GO): nucleus
Molecular function (GO): SUMO conjugating enzyme activity
Source: RefSeq, a predicted model, not a curated record
UGGAAUGAAGCCAUUAGAAACGCUCAGGAGGGUUCUUUUUAACCUUUUUCAGGCAAUCGAACUGUGGUGCUAUAUGGUCCUACAUAGAUAGACUGGUUCAGAACGGGUGUUCUCUUCGGGAGGGAAACUUCAUAGGAUUUUGUCCCGAGACAAACACGGGUUCCGUCACAAACGCCAUAGCAGCCACGGAACAGUCUGGCAUCGAAACGGUAACAAUAUUUCAAUACCUACAAUGUCUGGCAUUGCUCUGAGUCGACUUGCACAGGAACGUAAAGCAUGGCGGAAAGACCAUCCUUUUGGUUUUGUUGCUGUGCCAACGAAAAAUCCAGAUGGGACGAUGAAUUUGAUGAACUGGGAAUGCGCCAUUCCAGGGAAGAAGGGGACUCCAUGGGAGGGAGGUCUUUUCAAGUUGCGGAUGCUGUUCAAGGAUGACUACCCCUCAUCACCACCAAAGUGUAAGUUUGAGCCGCCUCUGUUUCAUCCGAAUGUAUAUCCCUCUGGAACGGUAUGUCUCUCCAUCCUGGAGGAGGAUAAAGACUGGAGGCCGGCGAUCACCAUCAAACAGAUUCUGUUGGGAAUUCAGGAGCUUCUAAACGAGCCCAACAUCCAAGACCCAGCUCAGGCUGAGGCCUACACCAUAUACUGCCAGAACAGAGUGGAGUAUGAGAAGAGAGUCCGAGCACAAGCCAAAAAAUUCUCUCCAUCGUAGGUGUGAUGCAGGGGGACGCGUUAAUACAGACGGAGGGCGCGUGCAUUGGCACGCCCCUCUCUCUCUUUCUCGCUCUCUCUUGCCGUCCCCGACUCGACUCCCCACCCCACUUUUUCCCCGCCCCUUUCUUUCUGAGCACAUGUGUUCUAUACACACCUGGACUUCAGACUUAAAAAUUUGAACACGCUCUGUGCCAUCCAACUGCAUCUUAAAACCCCCACCCCCAACCCACAAAACGCCCAACCCAGCCCUGCCCAGGUCUCCCCUCCCUCCAUUCAACCUGUCUUGCUAUCUAGCUUUCGUUCAUUAUUUUAUUCCUCGCCUCCCUCAUCUUUGUCAGCAGUGUCAUGUCAGAACUGAAACUCCCAGAAAACCCAGCGGCGACAUGGCUUCACCCCCCCCGGUGCUUUUCGCCUUGGCCAAACCUAGCCAGACACUUCUGUAUGUUGCAGUUGACCUCAUGUGACUAUGUUUUGAGUUUGACUCUUAAACGUGUGAAUGUGCGAGUGAAAGUGUUAAAAGUAAGUGUGUGCAUGAAUUUUUAUUUUUCCCCCCUUUUUAGUUUAAUUUUUUUUCCUCUGUGUACGCACAUUUUUUUUUUUUUUUUUUUUUUUUUUUUUUUUGUAUGUUAGGUUUUUUUUCUCCUUUCUUUUAUUAUUGCUUUCCUUGGUGGGAAAGGGCACCAUUGCCUUCAUCCCUCCUCCCCAACUCCUUUAAAAAAAAAAAAAAAAAAAAAAAAAAAAAAAGAAUCAGAAGUACAUACAUAUUUGCCCCUCACAGGACCUGCCGAAGACAGAUGCGUACACUCCUGUCUUUUCAGCCUGUGUUCUUGUCCCCUUGUUUUUGUGUUUGUUUGUUGUUGACUUUGUUUUAAAUGAUGGGAACAUUAGGCCAUGCACUCUAUCUGUUCAAGUGCUUAGUCAAAAUAAAGCUCUUUCUACAAAAGUA